UUCUUUUCCAAACAAAUGGCGGGUAACUGGUGAGGUUGCCUACACCAAUAUGAUGCGACCAUAACUGCUUUGAUGAACGAUGCCAGCUGAAAUGGCACUGUCGACUCAGCAAGAUGACCAUGACAGUCAUUAUGUCUUACUGGCUAAAAUUGACAAUGCCAAAAACGUGUCAAAUAUCCUCAAAGCUAUUCAUUUCAAGGAGACUGCCACUGUGUUCGCGAGUUCCAUGGGGUUAAAGGUGACUGUGGAAGAUGCAAAGUGUGUUCAGGCCAACGCCUUUAUCCAGGAGGGACUGUUCCACGAGUACAACAUCACAGAGGACCAGAUCACAUUCAAAAUCAACCUCACCGUGUUACUUGAAUGCCUGACCAUAUUUGGGACUAGUCAGGUGCCAGGGGUGACCACCACACUGAAGAUGUGUUACGGUGGCUACGGUUGCCCACUCAUCCUAAUGUUGGAAGAAGACGGGGUGCUGACAGAUUGUAGCAUUAAAACUUUAGAACCUGAUGAAGUUCUAGAUUUCAACUUCAGCAGUACAAACGUCCUCAAUAAAAUGAUCAUGAAGUCGGAGUGCCUGAAGGAAGCAUUCAGUGAACUGGACAUGACAAGUGACAUUCUUCAGAUCCUCCUGUCUCCAGAUCAACCUUACUUCAGGCUCUCAACCUUCGGCAAUGCUGGUAGCACCACAUCUGAUUUUCCUAAAGAUUCCGAUAUGGUUGAGUCCUUUUUGUGUACACAAACACAAACCAACAGGUACAAAAUCUCGCUGCUGAAACCCUCUGUGAAGGCCCUGGCCCUAUCAACGCGAGUGUCCAUUAGGACGGACAACCGUGGCUUCCUCUCUCUCCAAUACAUGAUCAAGAACGAUGAUGGCCAGGUCUGCUUCGUGGAAUAUUAUUGUGCUCCUGAUGAAGAUGUAGAUGAUCCUGACCAAUGACAGCAUGGGCUUCAAUCCUCAUGUCAACAUCAAAGCUUCAAUUUCUGUUAAUAGCGUGGUAAUGGAAAGCCUUCAAGUCUACUGAUUGCCAUGGUGUCAGCAAACUUUCAGUUCCUGUUGUUGCCACUGAUGACAUUAGGUUUUCACUUCCGAUGAUUGCCUUAUAAUUAUUGACAACAGUGCUUCAAAUCUGAAGAUUGCCAUUGGGACAAAAAUGCUUCAAUUCUGGUGAUUGCCAUAGUGACAGCAGUGCUUCAAUUCUUGCGAUUGCCAUCAUGACAGAAAUGCUUCAGUUCUGGUCAUUACCAUGGUGACGACAAAGUUUUGUUCAUGGUGCUUGCCACAGCAGUAUCCACUAGCCAGGACCUGCCUGACCCGAACCACAAAACAAACAAUAGCAUUAUCCCUUUUUCCCCUUACACAGACUUAAUUUCUGAGUUCAAAGAUCAUGUGACACUAUUUCCUGUGAUCUGAAUAUGAAAUAACAAUAUAAAAUGUUAUAUUGAUGAAAGUUUAAAAGUAACAGCAUAGAUUACAUAAGCAUGGCAAUGAUGAAUGUCCAUAAGGCCUUUGUUGUGUAAAUAACCUACAUAGAAAAAUUCAAAAGUAAAACAACAAAGUACACCAUCUGACAUCCUGUUUGAAAUAAUUAACAUAUCUGUCGAAUUUGUAGGAAUGUAGGAAUUACAAGGUCUUAAUAUGCUGAUUUCUAUUUUACAUAAUGUUCAAUUGACAUAACCAAUCUCAGAAUAUUUGUCUCAUAUCAGACAGUUUUUAUUGUAGCUUGUAUAAAUUGUUAAUUAUAUCAUUAUUUUCAGAUGAAAACCUGAAUUGAUAUGUGAAAUAGUUCUGUCUAGAUAUAAGUUAUAUUGAAUAAACUGUUGUGUUUGUUAUAAAAAUGUCUUAUGAUUUGCGAUGCUAAAUCAAGAGAUCUCCUGUCACGGUAAGGUUAGUUUACACUGACAGAAUUUGCUAUAUAUAUAACUAAACCUCAUCUACAUGACAGUGCAUCUGAUAGGAAUUUGUUGAUCACAUGACUUUUAAAGAAAGAUCAUGCAACUAUCUUGGACAGAAGUAUCCCUAGUCAUAUUUUCCUCAUUCAGGUCCUAUCUAAGUUUAAAGCUGUAGGACAAGUUUUAAGGCCUUGGAACUGUGCUUAUGUGUUAAAUGCUAUUUUUUACAAGAACUGAUGUGAAUGUACUCUAUAGUGUAUAAGCUUGUGUACAACAACCAAGGUAUUUUUAGCUCAGUAUGUGUACAUUUCCCCUGUAAAUAUUCUAUAAGUAUUACCUGAAAAGUUUGGCUUUGAACGCAGUUUGAUCAGCAUCAUUUUGACCCUUCUCCUGCCUAUAAUAACUUGAGAAAAUCAUUAGAAACAAAAAUUGACCUUAGGCUAUUCCAGGAAUUUCGUUUGCACCAAGUCAACUGACGAAACAAACACUUUACUAUUGAAAAUGAAGUGAUACCUUUACUCAGAUAAAUAAAAACUAAAAAAAAUUGGAAUGUUAAUAUAAGGAUUGAAAGUUGAUGUGGGUAUGAACGCAAAUUGGUUAAAUACAUACAUAUGUAUGUACCCUGAAGCUCUAUAGAAAAUGUAUGUAAGUGAUUUUGUGUUCGUACUGACAUGAUCAUUUUCACGUUUAUUUGAAGUCAAUUGGUUGUAUUAUUUAUAUAGACUUCAUUAUGAUACCACUUGUAUUCUCAAACCUAGUC
This is a messenger RNA of Mizuhopecten yessoensis (Yesso scallop), 2650 nucleotides long. Its product is annotated as cell cycle checkpoint protein RAD1-like. The coding region runs from base 80 to 937 and encodes 285 amino acids. Gene Ontology annotation, cellular component: checkpoint clamp complex; nucleus. Gene Ontology annotation, biological process: DNA damage checkpoint signaling; DNA repair. Gene Ontology annotation, molecular function: 3'-5' exonuclease activity. The record is from RefSeq and is a predicted model, not a curated record. The transcript has 8 exons. Lineage: Eukaryota; Metazoa; Mollusca; Bivalvia; Pectinida; Pectinidae.